Molecule: messenger RNA, 932 nt
Organism: Macrosteles quadrilineatus (aster leafhopper)
Lineage: Eukaryota; Metazoa; Arthropoda; Insecta; Hemiptera; Cicadellidae
Product: E3 ubiquitin-protein ligase CCNB1IP1-like
Exons: 5
Coding region: 44-799 (251 amino acids)
Biological process (GO): reciprocal meiotic recombination
Cellular component (GO): synaptonemal complex
Molecular function (GO): ubiquitin protein ligase activity
Source: RefSeq, a predicted model, not a curated record
UUAGUUGUGUAAAGAUUUGUUUGUUGUAAGAAAGGCGUUUACCAUGGACGGAACUCUUUACUGUAAUGACAAAAAAUGUCACAGAUCUCUCACAGGUUCAGACAAAGCAUGGAUAACUAGUUGUAGCCAUAUAUUUUGCAGAGAGCAUUUUCCAUCUGGACCAGCUUCUGUAAGGAAGUGCCCUUGUUGUUCAAAGGAUUUGUCAGCAAAACAUGAUGUUUAUGAAAAAAACCUAAACCCGUCAGACGCGUAUCAAUCGGUUGCUUUAGCAGGAUUUAGCCCUUCUACUAUUCUGGAAAUUGGAUUUAACGCGUUGAAAUUUUUGAAUUUUCAAUCUUUUCAUGAGAAAAUGUUCUUGCAAAGCUACAUAAAACGCCAAAAUGUUAAGUUGGCCAAGUCAGAAGUUCAACAGACCGAAAAGGAAGCAUAUUACCAAGCAAAGAUUAAUGAAUUAAAAAAACUUAUACAGCAACAAACACAAAAAUGUGAAACCCUUCAGAGAGAUCUUGAUAACUAUUUGAAGAAGACACAUUAUCUGGAGGAAAAACUACAACUUUCAAACAGGAUGCUCCAUGAGAUUCGGGUAAAAUAUGCAACUGGACGAAGGCAACAUUUUCUUCACGGUGAUCCAGUAGACCAGCCAAGGAACAUGAUGUACAGACGAGACGAUGGCAUCGGUAGAAUGUUUUCCUCCCAGCAAGCUUGUGUGCCUAGCUCUAGAGUGAACGAGCAUUAUAAUCAUUCGUCAACUUCAAACAGAAGUUUCAGCGAUAGAAUGAGUCUCUCCCAACAAUUUUGAAAGUUGUUAGAUAAUGUAAUGAUUUGUUAAUUAAUAAGUAAGAAAUAUUUUGUUAUCAUUGCCAAGAGUAGAAGUAACUUUUAAUUUUCCACAUUUGUUAGGUUUAAGUAUAAUUAUUACUCUCACAAUGAGA